AUGCACUCUAACGGCAGCUACAUUCUCGCCCGAGCUUUGUUAGACUGUGCAUCCGAAGCCAAUUUUGUUACGGAAUCUCUCGCACAACGGCUGUGUUCCAAACGCACACCAGCAAAUAUCGAUGUGUACGGUAUCAGUCAAUCGGUCAAGAAAGUGAAGCACAAAACCAACAUCACUGUGUCCUCACGAUUAGGAUCGUACACAACAAGCCCAUAUCCCAAGUUCAACAUAGCCCAUGACAUUGAUUUGAUCAUCGGCAUCAAAAACUUCUUUUCGAUUCUGGAGAAUGAACAAUUGACUCUUGGCAGUGGCCUACCAGUGUUGCGCAAGACAGUUUUCGGUUACGUCGUCGCCGGUGAAGCCAUGGAAAAAUCUGCCUCAACCGUAGUCUGCAAUGUUUCCUCGAUCGAUAACCUGGAGUCGAUUGUCCGCAAGUUCUGGGAGGUGGAGAGCUUCGAAAAAGGCAAGGUGCUUUCGCUAGAGGAGCUAUAUUGUGAAAAUCACUUUCGAGAGACACACCAACGAGCCCCUGACGGUCGGUACGUGGUGCGAUUGCCGAUUCGUGAGGAGAUGCUUGACUCAUUGGGAGAGUCGUUCAAAAUCGCUGAGCAGAUUCCUGGCAAUUGA
This is a messenger RNA of Ochlerotatus camptorhynchus, 627 nucleotides long. RefSeq lists its product as uncharacterized. NCBI's taxonomy places the organism in Eukaryota, Metazoa, Arthropoda, Insecta, Diptera, Culicidae. The coding region runs from base 1 to 627 and encodes 208 amino acids. The record is from RefSeq and is a predicted model, not a curated record. The transcript has 2 exons.